UUUUGGAUUCGGGCAGGAGAAGAUGGCGGCCUCCUCAGGAGUUAAAGUCCCUCGUAAUUUUCGUUUGUUGGAAGAGCUUGAGGAAGGACAGAAGGGUGUUGGAGAUGGGACGGUGAGCUGGGGUCUGGAGGAUGACGAGGACAUGACUCUCACACGGUGGACGGGCAUGAUCAUCGGACCUGCACGAACUAAUUAUGAAAACAGGAUAUACAGCCUGAAAGUGGAGUGCGGACCUAAAUAUCCUGAAGUACCACCGACUGUUAGAUUUGUAACAAAAAUUAGCAUGAAUGGGAUAAAUAAUUCCAAUGGGAUGGUGGAUGCACGUAGCAUACCAAUUCUAGCAAAAUGGCAAAACUCAUAUAGCAUUAAAGUCGUUCUUCAAGAGCUAAGGCGUCUUAUGAUGUCCAAAGAGAAUAUGAAGCUUCCUCAACCACCGGAAGGACAGACAUACAGCAAUUAAUUGUAAAUGAUUGUUAUGACCCUCUGUCUUAAACCUUACUCUCUUAGAAAUGUCUUGUACAUCAUCAGAAAAAAACAAAAAAACAAUUCUUGCUCACUCCACACUCAAAAAAUAGUCUCCUCUGCUGGAGCACGAUUGGACAUUUCUAAUAGUUUAGCUUGAGAAACAAAGAAAGGAAAACGCCUGUAUUGCGAGGCAACGUUCGUUUCUGUUUUAAUAUAUAUACAUAUAUUACCAGUUCACAAAUCUCUCUCUUCCAGUAACAUUUACAUCGACCAUGAGCUUUAUGUUGAUGAGAUGAAUCCUGCGGGGCAUAGAUGCAGAAUAAAAGGCAUGUUAGGGGAGGUUUAUACAGAUCUGUUCAUUUUAAGUUAAUAUAACAAGACACCAAAAUCUAAAAAUAAAUAAAAACAAUUAGGAUGCAUAUACAGCGGCAUGCUUGUCAUAAAAAAGGAGAAAAACAAUAGAGGCAUAAACAGCAGCUGAGUAAAUUGUAAGUUAACUGAACUUUUUUUGUGUGUGUGUGUGUGUGUGUGUGUGUGUGUGUGUGUGUGUGUAUAUGUGUGUGUUCGUCUGAACCCCUCACUGAUGACAAUGUUAAGGGUCCUAAAAGUGUGCCUGUAGUCUAUUAGUUGUAUCGCGAAAAGGGUUGGGAGCGAUUCUGAACUUUUCUGUUUCCUUUUUAUUGUCGUUUUGACUCAGUCACGGAAAUGAAUCUGUCGGGUGCGUUAAAAUGAGACUCUCCAACCCGCUGUCAGACUCAGUUUGUAAACGAGUCCAUCACAGAGAUGUUACUGUAUGAAAAAAAAAAAAAAAAACAGCAAACCCUUUCCAUUCAUGGACAGGAUGUGGAGUGUGUCGCUGUUUUGCAUCGCUUGAAUGACACAGCCUUAUUUUUACAGUCAUAGAUUUAUUUUCUACAUCAAUCUUUAGCAGCGAAUGCUCACUAUGAUCUCAUAUCACCGCAAUGUAACUGAACCUAAGUGUGUGUGUGUUGUGAUCCAUUGAAUUCGCUCCUCACAUAAGUUUAUACGAUGCGUUUGGAUGUUUUACACACUUCGUAAGGUGACGUACUGUGAAGAAUCAUUUACUGCAGUGAGUUUAAGGGUGUUUUCAUUAGGAAUCACUGAUUGUGUCAAUGGUAAGGAUUUGCUGUAAACUUGCCCUUGCUUAACCACAGUGCUUUACGGCCCCACCUGCAUCCGCGACGGCAUGCUGUUAUGUAGCUUUCAUUACCACACCAACUAGAACUUCAGUGAUUAUUAGCAAGCACUCUUAUAAUCCUUAGGUACUCUAACCACGUUAAUCAUUGAAUUAAAUAGUAAUUCCAGUGAAUGGUGGGGGUUUGUUGUGCUGUUUGCUUCAGUUGGCUAUGAUCUUUUUCUUCGAGUCUUCGUUAGCGAGAGCUAAUAGGCAAAUAUUGUGAAAAUUAAUAUAUGUAGUGGCAGUUUUCUUACGGUCUUGACAUUUUCAGAGCCACAAAUGAAUCAUCCUGUAAUGCAUCAAAGAAACUUUCUUUUUGUUUGUUUUUUUUAAUCCACCCUGUUCAUUUUUUCUUUUUUUUAAAAGACAUAUAAUCAAAUUAAGUUGAAUUUGUGACACCGGGGAUAUGUUCAGAAUAAUAAAACAAACAUUGUGGAACACA
Danio rerio (zebrafish) is the source of this 2105-nucleotide messenger RNA. It is a transcript of the gene ube2v2, whose product is annotated as ubiquitin-conjugating enzyme E2 variant 2. Lineage: Eukaryota; Metazoa; Chordata; Actinopteri; Cypriniformes; Danionidae. The record is from RefSeq and is marked provisional.